AUGUCGGCGCCUGUUGAAGAGGUUCAAUUUAAUCUGGACGGUAUCCUAAGUGAGUUGGGAAGUUUUGGCAAGUACCAGCUGUUUCUGUUGGUGUUACUGGCUUUCAGAGACUCGUUUCUUCAUAUGUGCAACUUCAAUUACGUCUUCACUGCCGCGGAUGUACCUUUCAGAUGUCAAGUGCCUGAGUGUGAGUUGUCACCACCAAUUUUCAAUACCUCAUGGAGCGACUACGCCACUCAUAAGUCCGUAUGCCUCCGCUCAGUAACUGAGCAUACGAAUAUAACUGAGUGUACGCCGGAUAUGUUCAUGGAGAACAAAACUAUACAUUGCGAUGACGUUAUAUAUGAGAAUUACAAUAGUAUUGUUGCGGAGUUCAACUUGGGAUGUCAGCCUUGGAAAAGGACUUUAAUUGGAACUGUACAUAAUCUUGGACUUGUAUUUUCUUAUAUUAUUUCGGGGAUAAUAUCAGACAGGUAUGGUCGUAAGGUGAUAAUAGUUGGUACUCCAUUGAUGGUGGGAAUCGCUGGUCUACUGAAAUCAUUCACUUUCGACUACUGGUCGCUACUUGUUUUGGAAUUUCUGGAAACUGCGCUGGGAUAUGGAAACGCUUCUAUGGUUUUAUCCCUGGAAACAGUGAGUCAGAAAAGUCGCGUAGCAUUCUCAUGCAUUUCCGACAUUCUAUCAAGUCUUGGUGCAGCACUUUUUGGUCUUAUAGCUUGGAAAAUACCCUAUUGGAGAUAUAUGAUGCGAGCUAUUUAUGCUCCAUUACUGAUUGUGGUAUUUUAUAUUUUCCUUGUCGAUGAAGGAGUGCGAUGGCUCUUAGCUCAUAACAGGAAAGAAGAGGCCGUCCGAGUUUUAAACAAAGUUGCUAAAAUAAAUAAUAUAACGCUUUCAAACAAAGCUAAAGAAAUGCUAUCUACUAUAUCUAACGAGCAAAACAGGAUGGUUGAGUUGAACCAGCAGUCUAAACAUGAACCGGUUGAAAUCCUCUCAGUUCUCCGAUCAAAGACAAUUCUUGUCCGUCUAUCUGUGAUAGCCGCUUGCUUUAUAUGCAGUAUGUUCGUGUUCAGCGGUGCCAUUAUAUAUUCAACUAAUAUAUCUGGAAAUAAAUAUAUGAACUAUUCAAUGAUGAUACUCUUAGGAGUUCCAACCAGGAUUAUCACAGCUUUUACGUUGACUAGAUUCGGAAGGAAGGCUCCUAUAUGCAUUGCUUACUGUCUUUGCUCGUGUUUCUUCAUGGCCUCCGCUUUCGUGCCCAAAUCAAUAGCCUGGGCUUCUACUAUUCUGUACAUGAUCGGUAAAAUGUGCAGUAGUUACGGCAUCUUCUCAGUGUAUGUAGUCGGUAUGGAGAUAUUCCCGACUACCUCCAGAAACUCUCUCGCCAAUAUUGCGAAUACAGUCGGCAGGAUUGGUUCUGUUAUCGCUCCACAGACGCCCUUAUUGGAGAAGUACAUGCCCGGCCUGCCAAUGGUAGUAUUUUCAUUGGCCGCGUUAGGCCCGGCGUUACUUGCGCUCCUACUACCCGACACAAGCGCCGCUCUACCCGAUCGAUUGAAGGACAUACAGGUACAGGAGAAAACGGGAGCAGUUACUAGCGAGAGUGCUUAG
Molecule: messenger RNA, 1608 nt
Organism: Danaus chrysippus (African queen)
Lineage: Eukaryota; Metazoa; Arthropoda; Insecta; Lepidoptera; Nymphalidae
Source: the annotation of a GenBank genome assembly